CUUCAAUCUCGUUGCCAGUGGGAAAAAAAACAAACAGAGAAGACUAUUCCGCUGACAUUCAUGGAUGUUUCACCGUGAACCAGAGCCCGGACGCCUUCAGGGGUCUCCCGCUUUCACUAUUCGGUCUGGCUCCAUGGCUUAAUGUGACUGUUGACAGAAUCUAGCCCUGACGUCUCUGUCCUCCGUCCCCUGCUGUCCUCUGCUGCUUAAGGUAGCAGCGAGACGUAACCUAACCCACCCUGUUGCUUGCCUGGGACCCCCCCUCCCCUCCUCGACCAUCCCCCACCCUCUCCAGAGGCAGGAUGGAGCCCCAGGCUUCCCAGGGGUUGCUAGUAGCAGAGGGGGGCUGUGGGAUGACGAGUCUGCUGGUGCCCAGUCCCCAGAGCGAGGCUGUGACCCAUGAGAUGGAGGAGCUGACGCUGCAGCCCACACAGAACCUACCUCCACUCAAUGAACGCAAAAACGUCCUGCAGUUGAGGCUUCAGCAGAGGCGAACCCGGGAGCAGCUGGUGGACCAGGGCAUCAUGCCUCCUCUGAAGAGCCCGGCAGCUUUCCAUGGGCAGAUUCGCAGCUUGGAGAGAGCCAGGACUGAGAAUUUCCUAAAGCACAAGAUCCGCAGUCGUCCAGAGAGAGCAGAGCUGGUCAGGAUGCACAUCCUGCAAGAAACUGGAGCAGAGCCCUCACUACAGGCCACACAGAUGAGACUGAAGAGGGCCCGACUUGCCGACAACCUGAAUGAGAAGAUCGCCCAGAGACCCGGCCCCAUGGAGCUGGUGGAGAAGAACAUCCUGCCAGUGGAUUCAACCCUUAAAGAGGCCAUCAUCGGCCAGGUAACCUAUCCCAAGGUGUUGGAUGAGGACAGCAAUGAAGCUCUCUCACCUGAGCAGCCGGCCAGUCAGGAGUCUCAGUGUUCUAUCCCCUCUCCCGUGGAGAUCAAAGCACCAGGGACGCCCUCUCCAGCCCCAGCACCAGCACCAACACCAGCACCAGCACCAGCACCAGCACUACCACCCAGCACCAUGCUGCAGGCCUUCCCACUUACCACACAAGCCACUACAGACUUUGCUAAAUUGAUCUCUCCAAAUGAGUUCCCUGUGACCCGUCCGGCCAUCUCUCCCGCUCAGCCAGUCACUAUAGCUCCUCCCUCAAAACCAGGUCCAACACUGGUGAAACAAAGCCAGCAGAAGUCAUCCUCUGAGAAGAGUCGCAGUAAGAAAGGCAAAGAGCCCAAACCCAGAGUGAAAAAGCUCAAGUACCACCAGUACGUUCCCCCAGACCAGAAACAGGAGGCCAGCGAAGCACCCAUGGACUCCUCCUAUGCCCGACUACUGCAGCAACAGCAGCUGUUCCUCCAGCUGCAGAUCCUCAGCCAGCAGCAGCAGCACUACAACUAUCAGACUAUAUUACCAGCACCACUCAAACCUGUGGCAGAGGGUCAGAACAGCAGCGCCGGCAGUCUGCCAACCUCCAUCAUGGUGUCUUUGCCCAAUGUCCCCCCACCGCCCCCGCUGCCCUCGGCUCCAACUCGGCCAAACAACUCCCUGUCAAACCGCAAGCCAGGAGUUUUGCCUGCGAACCUGGAGGACAUGAAGGUGGCUGAGCUAAAACUGGAGCUAAAGCUGCGUGGCCUCCCUGUGUCAGGAACAAAGACCGACCUGAUAGAGAGACUGAAGCCCUUCCAGGACACUCCCAGCACCUCUGCUCCUACCACUUUUCCCCCACCUACCACCACCCUGUCCUCCAUCCCCAUGGAAAUCACCACCGCUACCGGCCCUACCAUAGUCUUCCCAGCCCACCAGAGGGCUCCAGAGAGUGUGAGCUCCACCCCUCCGGUCUCACCCAUUUCCACUGAUCCCUUCACCCUCCAGCAGGAUGUGGGCAUGUCUGAAGCUCCAUCUGAACCACAGGUGGUGAGCUCUGGCUCAGCAGGGUCUUUUCCAGUACCGGAAAAGGACAAGAGGCUCCAUGAGAAGGAGCGACAGAUUGAGGAGUUGAUGAAGAAGCUCGAGCAGGAGCAGAAGUUGGUGGAGGAGCUGAAGAUGCAGCUGCAGGUGGAGAAGAGAGGCCAGGGCACUGAUUCUUUAUCUGUAACCUCCAAACUCAUGUCUGUACCCGCCAUGAACCCAGUCCCAACUGUCUUGAACUCAAACGUAGUCAAAAUGGAGGGAACAGUCAUGUCAAACUGUUCCUCCACUGCAGCUACCAUCUCAAACUCUCUUCUGGGCUCUCAGGCCCUCAAAGCCCCCCUGCCAACGGUGGUGAAGUUAGAGGAUGUGACCGUUUCGUCUGGUAAGCCGCUCCAGCUCCAGACCCAAACCCAACUCAUCACCAAGAUCCAGUCCCAGGCUCGGCCACAAUUAGCCAAGAGCCCGCAGCUUCUCUCCCAGUCCCAGAGAAGUCCCAAACUCCAGUCCCAGGCCCAACCCAACGCUCCCAGCCUGCAGCAGUUCUUCAUCAGCCAUCACGGCGGAGUGUCCCAAGUGCUAGGACAACCUCAGACUCUACUGACCACAACUGGCCAGGCUGGAACUCAGAUCCUCCUCCCAGUUUCACUACCCAACAACGCCACUGCGAUUCAACUGCCAAGCACCACUGUCAGCCUGCAGCCUGUUCUCCAGGCCACGGUCUCAAAUCCAGGCCUGGUCCAGGCUUCUGUUCCUCAGCUGCAGAGUACUAAGAUGGAGACGACACUCAGCCAGCCGAUAGCCAACCACAACCCGAUGCUACAGACGUUGACAAUGUGCAAUAAAACUACUGGUUUGGAAAACCAGGCAAGACCUGAGUUGAAUCCCCAGUGUUUCCUGAAAGGUUCCCCAGAGAACAGGGUCUCUCCCCGGGCAUCACCCAACCACCACAUCUCCAACGGACCCCUCAAUAAGUCUCCUUCUCCGUCCCAGCCCACCUUCAUCCUCCAGCAGACCUCCCUCAUUACUCAGCCUCACAAGACAAAAGAGCCUCCCCGCUAUGAGGAGGCCAUCAAACAGAGCCGCAACAUGCACAUCAACAACAUCUCACAGGUUCCCACGGCAACCAGCCAGCAAAUGGAUGAUUUGUUUGACAUUCUCAUAGAGAGUGGAGAAAUCACUCCAUUUAUCCAGCAGGACUCUCCAAUGUCUCUCAAUAAAGCCCUCCCAGUCACAGCUAAUAUCACCACCCUGCCGGUCAGCACUGCCCUCUCCAGAAACCCUCCACAGAUCCAGAUUGCCCCUCCGCCUACACUGAGCCCCCUCGUGGACCCCAGCCUGCCCAGCCUCUCCUCCCUGGCCACAGACAACCAGCUGGAGGCCUUUCUGGAGGGGACGCUGGCCAACACACCAUCCGCAUCAGACCCGCGCACCAGGGGCCUGAUGGAGGAGCUGCAGGCUCAGCUGAUGGACCAGCAGCCCUACUCCCCCAUGGACACAUCAGACCUGUCCUUCUGCGACUCCUCCUCACCCCCCUCCUCACUCAACAUGGGCCUGUCCGACCAGGGUCUGGACAACAUGGAGUGGCUGGACCUCACCAUGCCCCCGGGUUCUGGCGGAGCUCUCACACCACUCGGGAUGCCAACAGACUUCCUGGAUACACACGACCUUCAGCUGCACUGGGACUGACGGAUAGAAAGAGGAGAAAAAAGAAAAAAAGGAUGGAGGAGAGUUGGCAGAGCUGCUGAGCUAGAAUUUAAAGAUGGAUGGAUGAAGAGAAGAAGAAAAAAGGGGGGAAAAAAGGCAUUUCUGUGCCGUAUAACUCUGAACCACACAUCCAUACCAUCUGUAAUAUUCCCACUAUACCACAGUAAGAGACACUGUACAGACAGUGCACUGAUACAAGGUGAACUACAAGCAGGAGUUUGCACAGCUUUAAAAGAAGAACAUCAUGACUAAGGUGACCAAAAUCACCUGUAGUAUUUGUGACAAAGGGAUUUUAACCAGAUUAGACAGUUUGAGUGUCUGAUGUCAUGAUUUUUAAAGAUUUUGAGAUGAGGAGACAGAGCCAAAUCACAGACUGUUUGUACAUACUGUUUAAACCCCACUAAUAUAAAACUCAUCUUUCUCUGAGAUACUGAAUAGUACUGACGGCUGACAUCGCCUCAUUAUUUCUAUCAGAAGUUUGACUGUGUAGCCGUCAGUGAAUACUGUGUAAGCACAGUAACUACAUAUGUAAAAGGUUCCUGAAUACUUCAGGAUCUAUUGAGGCACACUGAAAGCUGAUCAUCACAAAACAAUAACUGUAAAUGUAAAGUUCAGACUACAGACUAAACCUACAUCUAACGUCUGAAUUAAAAAAAAAAAAAAAAAUUAAAAAGGAGAUUAGUGUCAUUUGAGGCUUCAGAUGAGCUUUAAAAUAUUCCUGGGACAUAUCUGUGCAGCCUCAGCUGUUGACCACUUAACACGGAGAAGCUUAAAGCGCUUUGAGACGUCGCUUCAGGCUGUCUGUCUGAGGCGACGGACACUCCAAAUCCAUCAGUUCCCUUAACCAGCCGAAGCCAAACACGCUCAGCCACUCAUUGAGUUUUAAAGGGAUUUUCUUUCUGAGAGGAAGUCAAGCUUCUGGUCCAAGUCUACCACACACUGGUCCAAGUCUACCACAAACUGUAGACGGCAUGUUCGCUGACUUAAUCUGAUGCGCUCUAUCAGGUGCGACUGUUUUUAAUUCUGACCUAUCACGACCCCCACGCGGUCUUAGCUGACGAACCAAUGACUCUAAAAGAACAAAGACUGGACUCGAGUCGGGCGACGAGCCGAGAGGAAGCUCGUCCGACCGCUCACGAAAGAGAAAGAGAGAGAGCUAUGCACUAGAGAGGUGGAGAGAUCUGACAAAUGUGCCACAGUCACCUCAAAAAACAAGGAAAUGUGAACUCUGCAUAUCCGAGGAAUCUAUCAAUACGAUGGUGGCCAAUUGCUCCCGAAAUACUGCAGUUGUUGUCGAAGUCUCUUUUUAUUCUGAAUGUAUUUUGCAAAGAUCAAAAAAUAGAAAAUAGGACUUUACUUACAAAUGUUGGCAGCUUUUUUUUUUUUCUCUUCUGAUCGUAAACUGACGAACAACAGUGGAAAGGGAACAAAUAGCAGUUUAUGAGAAAUGUGUGUGCUGCAAGUUAUAUGGAGGAAUAAAGAUGUCUGUGGAGAAGGUGAGCUUUAUAUCUAACUGUCCGACAGUAUCCCUGCACUUUGUGUGUGUGUGUGUGUGUGUGUGUGUGUGUGUGUGUGUGUGUGUGUGUGUGUGUGUGUGUGUGUGUGUGUGUGUGUGUGUGUGUGUGUGUGUGUGUGUGUGUGUGUGUGUGUGUGUGUGUGUGUGUGUGUGUGUGUGUGUGUGUGUGUGUGUUAGGGUGGGAAAUGACUGCAGCUCUAACUAAUGAAUGAACGCUAUAGUUAUAUUAGCUGAGAAAUUAAGUCUACUCAUCUAGCCAUUAUAUCAAAUGAGGAAUCGGAAUAUUCUAAAGUAAUACCUGGCAGGUGAAGUAGUCUAACUGUAUCAGAGUUAGUCCCCUGACUGUGUGUGUGUAUAUGUGUGUUAGAGUGAACGAGAGCAAGCAAGCAUGUCUGUUUUUCUCUCUGUGUGCGUGUGUGUACGUGUGGACUUGUCUUCCUGUCUUUUGCAUGUAAGUGUGCGUCUCCGUGUGCAUGAUUGUACCCCGCGUUAAAUCUCGAGCUGUUUUUUGAGGUCUUUCUCUCAUCCGUCAAUCUCAAGAUGUCUGAAGAAAUUAGCUAAUAUCUAAAGAAAAGAAAUCAUUUGCUAUUCCAAAAGUUGCUCUUCAAAAAGGCUUUGAUGACUGUUUUUAUCCGUGUUGUUCAGUUGGUGUCCUACAGUCAAAAAAAACAACAACAAAAAACGCACAUUCACACUUUUUGAGGUGUGGUUCACAGUGAAGAGGGCUCAGCUCCUUUUUUAAAGCUGUCAUCAAUUUGUGGAUGUUUUUUGUUUUUUUACUACUCUGCAACAUCUUCCACUUGCUGUUUCUUCUUGAGUCUAAAUAUGGAGUUACUGAGUUUGUAUCUCAGUAGAAAUAUUCUGUUAAGAUCCUUUAUAGGACUGAUACAGUUUUACUGUAUGGCACUUUGACCAGAAUAGCUUCUUUAAUUCUCUCUUUAAAAAAAAAAAAAAAAUUCAGUUAUGUUCAGUGAAACCUAUUAACCACUUGUUCUGUUAGGACGUCCAUGGGCACUAGAGGGCGUUGCCUCUCUUCUGUUGUGGCACAUUGUUAACGGCAACUGUUGGUACUUCAGGGUCAUUUCUAACAAACUUUGCAAAAACAAACGAGUUAAAUGAGGCUGUUAUUUUGCAUUUUAAAGAAAUUUAUUUUCUGCUUGUAUAAAUGCUGAUUUGCUGUUCACGUCAGCAAUAAUGUGGUGAGCUGAGCAAAACAAGUGAGAGCCCUUUAUGUCAGUGCUGUCUGUCAAAGAAGUGUGACGCUCUUACUGCUGCAGUUCCACAUUGAUCAUUGGAUGUAUUUGCCCAAAACAUACAAUACAUUUGACCACCUGAAAGUUUUGCGCCGAUUACUGCACAGACAUUUAUUUCCCACAUUACUGCAUCGAGGAGAACAAACUAAUUCAUGUUAAACCACGUGUUUAAGAUUUCCUCUCAUUGGUGCACCUUUUGGUUCUCAUAUUCAUCAGGGUGCUUGGACCCGGACAUGCCUGCAUGCAGGUCUGUUUCUAUUCCUUUCCUAAAUCCUGUGUAGAAGGAACAGUCACUAGUUGUAUGUGUAUCAUUUUGAAGAUUUGAUGAGUUAAUAGUGUUUUUUGUUGUUUGUUUGUUUUCAGUCUGUCAGCUUUAAAGCUGUCAAAUUUGAUAUUUUGUUGCCAAAAAAGGCAGUGGAACAUAUUAUCACUAUUUUGUCAUUUUUCUUACUUUUUUUGUAUUUAUCACUUGUUUUGAGGUUGAAAAGUGAAGAUAAAAACAUUUAAUCAUGUUGUCAUGUAAAAAUGUGUAAAAGAAAGGUUUCAUGUGUAUAUCUUUGGUUUGCAAUUUGUUUGUUUUUUCACUUUAUUUUUCAUAUCAGAUGUACACAAACCUCUUAGUUGCAGUAAAUCUACGCAUGUAUGUGGUUUACUCUCACUUGACACCACUUACCAUUGGUCAGACAGGGACAGCUUAUAGCAAUAAUGGCUGCUAUCCCUUGAUAUACUGUACUGUAUGUCAUAUCCUGCCUUGAUUUUUAUUAAGAGCCUUUACUACAGAGUAAUACAAGUUCAAAAGCACUUCAUAUCUGAGGGGUUUUCUUUAACUAACCCUCAUGUGUUAGAGGUUUGUGGAAGCACCGUCAAUCUGAAGAACCUUUUAAAGGUUUCAUUUAAUGUUUUUGUCAGCUGACAGAUGUUGGCUCCGGCUUCCUUACAUUGACUUCAGUCCUCCCGCUCCUGCUUAUGCUCAUGUAAACAUUGUACAUUUUUCGGUGGAGAAGCUUAAUUUCAAAACAGAGGACAUUAGUGUAAGCACAGGUGAAGCACCAAGCUUCUCCACCGCCAUCCGUUGAUACACAUCCUUCAUUGUAGCCGAGCCUCCUCUCUGUCUCCACCACCCGCGCCAUGCCUCUCGUCCUUUGUAUGCCAUAUGUUUUGCACAUUGUGUACAUAUUUAUAUAGAUGUAAUGCAUAUUUUUAUACAUGUUCAACAUCCAUGGGCUCUCUAUUUUGUAAAUACUCAAAAAGAUGUAUAUAAGUACUGUAUGCCUUUAUGUGUCAAUAAAAUUUGGUGUACUGUGAAUGCUCUGGAGGUGCUGAUUCAUCAUAUAUGCAUCAAAUAACUGGUGAGUGUAUAAACAGAAGAAUUAAACAAGCCUCUACAUUUGAAUAGUGUUGUGGUUGAUGCUGUAUGAACAGAGUUCUUUGUUAGGCUAGCUGGGUUAUAUACCUGUGUUUGCAUAUGUUAAGUAAUGCAUUUCCAUUUAACUUGGAGAUACUGGAUAUAUUUUCCUAAUAGCAAGAGAAAUUAUCACAAAGGACAUGGCACUGAGUUCUUUGUUAAAGGAGUAGUGUGGAGGAUUUAGUGUCAUCUAGCAGUGACCCAACAUAACCCAACGCUUUCACCCCUCCCUUUUGUAUUUCAGUGGCCAUAAAACUUGCCAAAAUUGAGAAAGGUACUCCAGAGCCAGUUUUUUGUUUGUCCAUUCUGGGCUACUGUA
This is a messenger RNA of Scomber scombrus (Atlantic mackerel), 8104 nucleotides long. It is a transcript of the gene mrtfba, whose product is annotated as myocardin related transcription factor Ba. The record is from RefSeq and is a predicted model, not a curated record. Gene Ontology annotation, biological process: smooth muscle cell differentiation. The coding region runs from base 303 to 3593 and encodes 1096 amino acids. Lineage: Eukaryota; Metazoa; Chordata; Actinopteri; Scombriformes; Scombridae. The transcript is spliced from 18 exons.